CGCCACUCAUGACAAACGUCUCUCUCACUCACACAGAAACAAGAAGGUCGCAGCUGCGUAUCACCGAAAACAACGGCUCACCAUGUUGGGACAAGCUGUAAGGCGCUUCACGACGUCCGCUGUUCGUUCUUCACAUUAUGCUGAAGGACCAGGAAAGAACCUUCCGUUUUCCGUGGACAACAAGUGGCGUCUGCUGGGCAUGAUGGUGGUGUUCUUCGGCAGCGGCUUUGCAGUCCCCUUUAUUAUGGUCAGACAUCAGCUCCUGAAGAAGUAAAGUGUAUUUUGUGGCCAGCAUCAGGAACAUAUUCCCUCAUCAGACUUCUACACAUGCUGAACUGAGGGACUCUCUUUAAGUCUUUGUAAAUAAAAGUAAUUGAAAUGUG
This is a messenger RNA of Corythoichthys intestinalis (scribbled pipefish), 383 nucleotides long. Its product is annotated as cytochrome c oxidase subunit 7C, mitochondrial. The transcript is spliced from 3 exons. Lineage: Eukaryota; Metazoa; Chordata; Actinopteri; Syngnathiformes; Syngnathidae. Bases 83 to 274 code for a protein of 63 amino acids. Gene Ontology annotation, biological process: mitochondrial electron transport, cytochrome c to oxygen. The record is from RefSeq and is a predicted model, not a curated record.